Plasmodium cynomolgi strain B is the source of this 7317-nucleotide messenger RNA. RefSeq lists its product as hypothetical. Lineage: Eukaryota; Apicomplexa; Aconoidasida; Haemosporida; Plasmodiidae. The record is from RefSeq and is a predicted model, not a curated record. The coding region runs from base 1399 to 7317 and encodes 1972 amino acids. The transcript has 8 exons.
AUGGGCGUAAAAUUCGCCUUAUUAAUGAGCCUCCUGUUUAAAAGGGGGGAUAUAGAAAUAGGUCUGCUUGUUAGUAAGCUAAGUGGAGGCAAGAAAACAAGACUUCUGAGUGUUACGGUAUCGUCUAGUUGUAAAUCUGUGUACAGCUUGUUUAAGCGUGUGUUUGCGGUUUGUGCUAGCAUUGGGGUGUUUCUCCCGUUGUAGAGUCACAAAUGCGAGAAGUGCAAAAAGGGGUUUUAUAACUUUUCUAGGGAUAACAAAAUAUGCCUACCCUGUCCCCUUGGCACGUUCAGCGACGCGGAGGGAUCCAUUGUUUGCAGAAAUUGUCCAGGCGGGUCUAGUAAUAAAAAUGGGGGCGCAAAACAAGGAUUCAAGGUAGACACCACCAACGGCAGAUGUGCAAAAUGCAGUGCGCUCGAGUUAUGUGACGACGGUGAAAAUGUGUGGUCGUUUAAAAAUAUGUGCACGAAAGAAAGAGGCGAAGAGUAUGUAGAACUGUGUAGAAAUGUACGAACCGAUCAAGUGUACAGUUUUCAAAUUUCAUGUUUUAAAAAAGACGUUUGUUUAAAUCACAAAGAAGGGAAGAGCUGCCUGGAGGGGAAUAAAUUAAUUCAGUGCAAAAUUUGUGAUGAAAAUUUCAGAUACGAUUUCAUAACCCCAGUGAAGCGUCCCUGCGUGCUUUGUAGUUUUACAACGUACGUAGUUUCGCUGUACUUCAUCGCCCUGGGAUUUUUCUUAAGUAUUUUAAUACUCACCUGUGUAGAAAGGGAAAGAGAAAUGAAAAUAAUAAGACUGGUUGUUAAAUAUACGCAAUUUAUGUCUCUCCUCAGGUGGAGGUACGUGAACUCGAAUUAUAGUCACUUCCUUUUAGAUGCGCUGCACUUUUUCACGGUCGGAGUUCCGCUGAAUGAAGUCCUCGAUUGUAUAUUCUCGGGUACAAAUGGAGAAAGGAUUGAAAAGAAGGUUGAUUUUUUGCUAUUCUUGCCUCUGCUAUUUUUAGUAUUCUCCCUUUUUGGAACAAUUGUCCUUCGCCUGUUAAAAAGUAAGACACGAAAAAUGGAGGGGAGAAAAUGUCUAAUCACAUAUGUCUAUAUUAACCUUUAUAUUCCCCUCCGAUUUGUCAUUAUAGAGAAAGGUGAAGAUGAGCUAAACGAUAACUCGAGUGAGGAUGGAGUGGAUAACAUUCCCUCCCUGGACGAGCACACAUCUUCCCUCACAGGAAACAACAAGCGCAAAGCAGAAGAGAGUGGCAAAUAUUUUGCGCAACUUUUCAUUUUAUACCAUGAAUAUCUCUACUUGGAAAUAAUAAGGUUAUGUGUUUUUUUUUAUUUUUGUAAUUAUGAUGAACAGAGGGGAGGCAACUUUUUGAUAGUGGACGAUUCUUUAGAGUGCACAAAAAUGAGGAGAAAAUAUUAUGUAAAAAUAUGGAUAAUCGUACUGUACAAUACGUUUGUUAAUUAUUUCGACUACUUUUUAUUUUUUCUGAAGAAAUAUAUUCCCAGUUUUGACGUCUUAUGUGUGUUAAAAGCAAAGGUAAGUACGCUUAGCCCUUCGAAUGACAUUUUCUUGCUGCUCUUUUUGUUUUUUUUUCACAAACGAUUUUUUAACAACGUGAAUGCAUCUCUAAUUGUUAAUCAUAAGAAUGGUAUAUAUAACAAUAAUGUGCACACGUUUCAGUUUGUUCUCAUUACCGUGUCGUUUUUUCUCUACACGUUAAUUACAUUUUUAUGCGUCUACCAAUGUGACGAUUGUGCGGGGGAAGAGAAAGUGGACGAACUAGAAAAUGAGCGAAAUGUGGGGCAUAUUGUGAGGGAGUCCCCAGUUUAUGAGGAAGAAGAGGGAAGAAAAAAAGAGGCCAACAAAUCCGACGUCGCCAGGGAGAAGAGUGAUAACAAUGUGGGAGAAGCAGAAAAGGUGGAAUUAAAAAAUGGAAAAAUGGGUGUGCCACAUGGUGAGGGGCGGGAGGAAGACGAAGAAGCGGUCGGCGAAGCGGGCCAAGAGGGCGAAGUUGAGGGCGAAGAUGAGGGCAAAGACGAGGGCGAAAAAGAGGGCGAAGAAGAGGACACAAAUGAGCACAGAUGGGGAACUCCAACAGGGGGUGACAAACAAUACCACCCCGUUACUCCCUCCUGUGCUAUUCAACUGAUAAACCUGGUGUCCAAAUUGGUUAAAAAACGCAGAACUGAGAAAUUCUUUUUCUACUUUUCCAUGUUUGUGCAUAUCACCAUUUUGCUCUCCUACUAUACCUUUUUAAGCUACGUGCAUGCAAGAAAUUUCCUGGGGGUGUUGACAACCAUUUCAGUGCUAUGCAAUGGGUUCAUUUAUGCGAUAAUUUUCUUGCUGUUCAUAAAAUUGGGCAGAGGGAAUAACCUGAAGAAGGACAAUAAAAAAUGGUUCAGAAUUAGCGGCAUCAGAAGGAGGAUAGAAAAGGCGAAAUGGGUGGCCAUAUGGAGAAGAAGAAAAACAAGCAGAACAGAAAAGGAACAAACAAAUAGGAAACAUGUGGUAAAAUUCAAAGAAAGAAAUAACAAAAUGGAGGAGAAAUACUUUUUGAAAAAUGAAAAAAGGAGUAUAAUGUUGAUAAAUAAUAUCCUGAAGAACAGCAAAAGUUUUGAGGUCCAUUUUGGUGAAGUAGCUCUCAAGUCGGAAAAUGACAUCUCUAUUAAAAACAAGGAAAGAAAUAAAUUUAUCAGAAGGUAUAAAUUACUAAGAAUAUCCAAAAAGUGGAUUAUAUUUCUUCAAAAUGUUGUAGAUCUAUCCGAUGAACCCGAGAAGUGCUUGUCUAUGUUGAUCAGCUUAACGCUAGAGAAGGAGUUCCCCAGCCUCGAUUUAGACGCCUGUUUGGAAAUAGUAAAGAAGAAUUAUUUCUCCACAAUGAAAAAUGUGCCAACCAUUUUGAAAAACUUUCUGAAAUACACGAAUAAGUUUUUAGCCAUUCUGGAGAGAAGGCAAAAAGGAGAAAAGAAAAAUUCGAACGGAGGUGGAAGCGGGAGAGGAAUAGGGGGAGGAAGCGGGGGAGGAAGCAGAAGAGGAAGCACAUGCGCAUACGGACGAAUAAACGACUUCGACGAGUCGGAAAUCAUUUUCGCAUGGGGGUUAGGCAUUCUCAGUUUCGGAAAUCUGCAAGACGUAAACUAUAACCUGUCGCCUGUCCUAUUUCACGUUUCAAAUGUGCUAGCCAAAUGUAGAUAUAUGAAGUACACAAUCGAUUACUAUUUUAGGUAUAUGCCCUAUUUUGGGAUUCUUCCUAUUGGGGGCUUGGGAAAUUACUACCUCCAACAUGAGACUAUUACGGGGGGAACACUACCCAUUUGUGACACUAUUAAUAACAGGUAUGGGGACCAAGAAGGGGAAAGCAAUUUUAAUAGGGUUGUCCCCGGAGGGGUGGACAACCAAACUGUAGUUUUCGAAGUGUUAGGAGAGGACAGACACCCAGAUGGAUAUAUAAAUGGGAACAGCGAGCAGCUCAAUGUAGAUACGGAAAAUCAGAAAGCGUGUUUAGGUCCACGAUUUAACCAUACUGCGAAGAUGGAGAGCUACCCAGGGGAGCUAGCCAUUUCGCUAUCGGGUUGUACCCCGAGUAGAAAAACUCAAUCUGGUUUAAGCAACAGGAGAAGAGGUAACAGCGAAUCCCAUUCGAUAUGCACAUUAAGCGCUCCACUCGAAUCUUUUGCAGGCGCCCCAGGAAGGAGAGACAAUCAUGAAGGGGAUGAACUCCCCCUCGAAUUUGACCUAAAUCGCAUAUACGCCAAGGAACUUUGCCGAAUUUACGUGCAUUGCUUAUUAGCAGAUGUGAGCGAGAUGUACAGAGGCAUAGACUACACACAGACGUGCGAAAAGUACCUAUGCAGUGGGGUUUUAAACCUAUGGGGGGAGAACCAUAAAAGUAGGAGCAAUAUGUAUAUGAGGAGGUAUUACGAACAUUUGGAGAGGUGGGCAGGACUGGAGGAGAACAUCGUGGGGGAUCCAUCUUUACGAGGGGAAGUCAAACAGGGAGAUAGGGAUCCAACGGAAGCAAUUUUCAACAUAGAAGAUUACAUAAGCAGCAAGGUUAUAGAAAUAGAUUUUUAUGGACAAUUUGAACACCUAAAGAAUGACACGAAAAAUUAUUUAAUGAGUUUAAUUAAAGAAGGGGACUCUUUACAUGUGAAGGAGUUGACAAACUUUUCGGAGGUGACUCGAGAUAGAUCGCAGGAAAUGGAGAGAAAAGAAGAGGAAGAAAAAAAAAAAAAACGAAAAAAUGAACAAUUUUGCAAAGUUUUCUGUAGUGCUUUGCCAGUGUGCAUAGAAAAACGCUGUUGGGAAUUUCUGGACAAAAAUGAACUGAAACAGAUUGAAGAGGAAAAAAGGCAAAGAAGAAAUUUCACAAUUUCGUGUGAAAACAUGGGGGAGGAAUAUUUUAAUGUACAUGUAUUGAAAAAUUAUGAAGAAAAAGUGACAUAUUUUAAGAUUGACUGCUAUGGAGGGGUCAUUUCGGUUGGGGGAGAAUUUGUGAACAAGAAAGGGGAGUUCCCAUGUGUGAGCAAAAAGGAGAAGGGAAGGAGAAAGACAGUUACGGAGGGGGAUAAAAAAGGUGAAACAAAUUUUACGGAAGAGAAAGACGACAAUUUUUUAACCGAAGAGGGUGUCCACAUGUUGAACACAAACAUGCACAGUUAUAUAAGUUACGAACGCGUGGAGGGUUCCCAAAUGGAAAUAUUUACCCACAACAGUUAUGAGGGUGACGUAGGAAUUACAGGAGAUUUGAAGGGAAUGAAUUUUCAUGAUAGAAAUGCACUAGUGGUCCUAACUCCCCCAGUGAUUAUACCUACGGAGUGCACCAUAGAGGUGUGGCUGUUUGUUGGUUCAAGAGAAGGAGCCACAAAUGGACAGGAAAAGAGUUUCCUCUUUUGUGACAUGGAAGGAAAUUCCCCAUUUGUCAUUUCGAGAAGGGGAAACAAAAUUGAGGAUAUAGAAAUACACAUCAGUGAUAAGCACAGGUUAAGCAGUUACUUUAGACAACUGCACAGUGAGGGGAUGAGAGAACCCAUGGAUGGGGAGAAGACUACCGAAAAGGGAAACCAUUGGAACGUUUACAUAAAAUGUGAGAAGACUCCAAAAUGGAAUAAAAUAAACUCCAUAGUGAAGCAAAAUCAGUGGAACUUAUUAAAUAUAACCAAAAGUGCUAGUGGAUUAAUUUACUACAUGAAUGGGAAGUACAUGAACAGCAUCUCGCAUGAAGUGUUAAAUUUAGAGAAACAAUUACAGAUGAGCAUAUUUGGAAAUUCCUGCUUUGGAAAUAAUAACAUAGGAUUAUGUUCCUCUUUUAAAAUCUUCGAGUUUUUAAAAAAGGAAGAGAUAAAAAGAAGAUACGAAAUUGUGAAGAAAGUCAAAGGAAGAGAAAUGAUUGGAGACAACCUCUGCAUGGAGAUGAAGGACCAAGUAAUAGAAGGCAUAGAUGUGAGAGAUAAAUGCAUGCAGGUAUUGGAAUUUUUCAUAUACUUUGCGCAAUCGCAGAAGGGGAAGAUGAGGGUCGUUGCCUUCACCAAUGACUCGAAUUACAGAGUGAAAAUGUAUCAGCUACGCUUGGUUUCUAAGUACACAGGUGGCACUUCUCCAGGGGGGGGAAACAGUCCUGGGAAAAGCCCCCAAAGUGCGCACUUCUACGAAAGAAACGAUGAAGAGUUACACGGCAAAGAGAACAAACUAGGGUUGACAAAUCAACCAAAUGGUGAAGUAGGGGGAUGUGCAAAUCUCCACAGGAAAUGCGAAAAAAUAAUCCACAUCGAUGAUAAGGAAGAAUAUGGCUACAAUGUGUACUUCAAAAAAGUGAGCAGAAAGGAAGAUGCUCCGAAGAUUUACGGAAUAAAUAUAUUUUCUGACCUCCUUUGCUAUGCAUGCGAUUUGUCCAAAUUUUAUAACCUGAUUUUGGACCCGCCUUUAUCCAUAUAUAACGAAUUAGUAAAACCGUUCGGGUAUACGCUAUGCCUUUGGGUGUUCCUGCCCAUAGAAGAAAACGUUUCUUUUUCUUCGCUAGUUAGUGGAGAAAAGGAUUCACAUAUAAGCGUUUUUAGCGAUAGGCUACUUAUCGGAUGUAUUGAGAAUUACAAAAGGGGGAACAAGCAGGGCCAAACAUUUUACCACUCUUCUGGAUUCAGCAUCAAGAAUGUGAAGAGGGGGUGGUAUUACCUAACAGUCGUUGGAACUUUAAAGGGGCAAUUUUACUUUAUAAAUGGCUGUUUCAAGGGACAUCAUAAUUUUUGCUCCUUUGAUGAUAUAAAAUAUGUAGGAAAUAGUAGCUUGUUUAUUAACCCAUUUCCCUAUAUUUGUUUCUUCAAAAUGGUGACGAAGCCUUUAUCUGUCACUGAAAUUAUGUGUGAAUAUGCAUGUCCUGCUUAUGAUAAGUUAGCUGCUUCUCCCGGUUCUUCUUAUUGGUACCUACUUUUUGCAAACCUGUUUGGAGGAACGACCCCAAAUGACGGCAGCGUAGAUUCCCUGAGUGAUAAAUCUACGUCUUCCACUCGUUCAGACAAGGGGAAGUAUGUCCACUUUGAAAUUACAGAAUUUUUUGAUGUGCACGUUUAUCCAUACCGAGAGAGGAAAGACUACCAGUUCGCGUUAUCCGUUACGUCUGUGGAGAACAGAAAGUUAUUUUUCUUUAACAAAAAAAAGGAGCAAACUAACAACUUGAAUAUAUACCUGAACGUCAGCAUAGUGUUGCCUUCAUGUUGGGCAAUUUUCGCUGUCAUAAAUUUGGCGUAUGUGAAUAAAUCUACCUAUCACUGUUUGGUUGGGGGGGAAAAUGGAAAUUCUCAUGUUGCCAUUAAAGGCUCGAAUUUAGCCUUAGGAGUUUUAACACACCUGGGGGAGGACUUUUUGCAGAAGGGGGAGAUACUUGAUGAGGUCACAAAUGGGGAAAGAACGAACAAUUUGGUACGUGGUUCCUCCUCAAAUGAUAAAAAAAAGGCUGCAUCAGGAGGUACCAAUGAAAUGGGUAAUACAGCCAAGUGCCAAACGGACAGCAAUAUCUGUUACCAGAAUUAUCAACAUUUUCACAGCUCAGGGUACUACCUCCAGAAGGAACUGAACGAGGAAAUUCUAUUAACAACCAGGUGUCGACAGAAUAAGCAGACCUUUUUCAUUGACUCGCGCAAGGUGGGAGUGUGCAAAUCGUGCCUCAGUCCCAUAUGCUGCAUUGGAAACUGCCGAUCUGUCAGUGGCGAGUAUUUGUCUCCCUUCGGUUUUUACAAAUUUGUGCGGGUCGUUUUUGAGGAUGUUACGGAUGAACAGGUCGUCCAGUUUCACCGCUCCCUUCCUUUGCGGGGGGAUCACAGGUAA